CCGUGUUCGGCAGAUUUGUUGUACGCCAGUCAGAUUGCUGCAAUUUGUGGGCACAUGCAAAUAUUGUGACUGUUCUGUCGUAUGGCUAAAUUUUUAUAUGCUCUGUUACGUUAUUGCAAUUUUUCGCGCCACCAUUAAUCUAAUUUUGGGAUUUUUUAGUGCAGUUUUAAAAUGUUAAAUGUUGGUGCCGGCGCCAGUGGUGACGAUGAAUUUAAAAGUCAACUAAAGCUUGCGCGCGGCAUGUGGGCCGGCGGGUCGCAGUGCGUGCACGCGUCGCUGCCGCGCACCGCGCGCGCCGACCCCGCCCCCGCCCCCACGCUCAGCGGCGCCAUCGCCAGUCGCCGCCCGCCCAGGCCGACGGCACCGUCCCCAACCCUCAUAGCGAACAUCGACUCGUCCGUAGCGUGUCUCUGGUUGCUGACCCCACUAUCAGCUGGCACGGCCGUGGUGGCGGUGCUCGUGGCAGUCACCACCAACCACUGGCUCCACACUGAGGAGAACGUGCUGAACCCUAUGUACAACGGCACUGGCUCCAGCCAUCUGGUGGUGAAGCGGACUGUGUCUGGAUUGUGGAGGAUCUGUCAUACGGACCCUGGCAGCAUGCUCUACAGAUGUGUGGACAUUCCAUACUUCCCACUAACACGGUAUUCGCCCGAUCUUAGUGAUUCUACUAAUGCGAUCCCUUACGUGGUGACCCGCUCGGCGGUGCCUCUCCUGCUGGCGGUGGUGACGCAGGCGCUGGGCUCGCUGUGCUGCGCGCUCGGACACUGUGUGAAGGGACGCCGGAUAUGCACCUUCAUCGCUGGAGUGCUUUUCAUUGUUUCUGGUCUCAUCAUGCUGACGGGGAUCGUGAUGUACAUAUCGGUGUUCAAGUCGCAGGUGGGCCACAAGCUGCGCUACAUGACGGUCUUCGACAUGCCGCUCAUGUCCUACAGCUACGGCUACUCCUUCGGGCUCUAUCUCAGCGGCUUCGUGGCCGCGGAACUCGCCGGCACCUCAGCCAUAUUCCUCUUCCUGCAAUGGUAUCAAAAAGACUGGAUCACAGAGCUAACCGAAAAGGCGAAAGCAGACUGUCGAGCAUGGGAUCGAGAGUACGCAUUCUCAGACUUCAGAGAAAGAGACUCUACACUGUUAGAGCGGCGCAUGACGAAACGAGACACGUAUCCACCCACAGGCUCCUCCACGGCGACGCCUCACGAGCGGAGACGGUUUGUGUUUGACGGAGACGUGGAAGAGGCGCACUGCUCCAUACACAAAAGUAGGAGGUUAAAUUUAAGUUCAGCUUCGUUAAAAGACUUGUCUUCUUCCACGCUGUACGGGUUCCCGGCGGCGCCGCGGCCGACGGCCUGCGAUAAUUACUUCGAGGAGUUCAAAGAAGUCCCGCAAAGUGCGAACACGCUGAGUGGGCUGAGGAGUGCCUCGAUAUUCCAAUCACAGGCGAGCAUGGCCAGUGCUCGCUUCCUGGACACAGCGUGUGGGGAGUCUUCGAGGGAAGACGAGCUGGUGACCUUCGGCGGAAUGGGUCUCGGGACUCGAUUAGCCACUGCCACUGUAGCGGACAAGAAGAACCCGCCCCGCCACGACCGAGCCGUCGGCACCGACCCGCACCGCCGGACCACGCCCGUCUGAUCACAAUACCUCAUCCUACCGAUCCCGUAAAGCAUAUCAAGGUGAUAAAAGUGACGAUAAUGUUCUAUACGUUGUUGUGUGCGCGCCUCGAUGCGAUGCAACAUUAUUAUUCUAAGGACGAUGAAUUUCGAAUUUAAAUAUGAUCGUAUGUAACAGUGUUAAAGAUUUUUUGAUUGUUAAACUACCUUUUAAAUAAAAACACUGCCAUUUGUGUACAUAUA
Molecule: messenger RNA, 1850 nt
Organism: Plutella xylostella (diamondback moth)
Lineage: Eukaryota; Metazoa; Arthropoda; Insecta; Lepidoptera; Plutellidae
Gene: stg1
Product: stargazin-like protein
Biological process (GO): postsynaptic neurotransmitter receptor diffusion trapping; neurotransmitter receptor transport, postsynaptic endosome to lysosome; transmission of nerve impulse
Cellular component (GO): AMPA glutamate receptor complex; postsynaptic density membrane
Molecular function (GO): voltage-gated calcium channel activity; channel regulator activity
Source: RefSeq, a predicted model, not a curated record